Epinephelus moara (kelp grouper) is the source of this 6815-nucleotide messenger RNA. RefSeq names its product ras homolog family member Ua (gene rhoua). The transcript has 4 exons. Gene Ontology annotation, molecular function: GTP binding; GTPase activity. The coding region runs from base 353 to 1171 and encodes 272 amino acids. The record is from RefSeq and is a predicted model, not a curated record. Gene Ontology annotation, biological process: small GTPase-mediated signal transduction. NCBI's taxonomy places the organism in Eukaryota, Metazoa, Chordata, Actinopteri, Perciformes, Serranidae.
UUGGGACGGGUCUCCUCUGGUGUGUCCAUUGGACGGCUGGACGCACACAGACUGUAACAAACGGGGCCGUUAAUUCAAUCUCAGCUCCUUUAACCGGACUUUAAUUCAGAUUUAAAUCCACCAUGACUCUGAACAUGGACACAGAGUCAGUUUGGGGUCUGUGUGCGGUGAGCAGCAGCUAAAACUUUCUCUAACUGAACCAUGGAGACGAGGAGGAAGCGGACAGCAGCGACAACACAAAAGUCAGUUGACAAACGGCUCAGUGUCCCGGCAGAUAACAACGGAAGAAUGGACGAUGUGAAAACUGGCCCGAACCGGGACUGACGCUCCUGUCCGGGUCUCCUCAGCCUACAUGUCACCCUCCUCUCCCUGCCAGAUGCCUCCGCGGGGUGACGGGGGCUACAAGCCGGCACCGGUGUCCCCUGCUCCGCCUGUCCCACCGAGGAGGGUCAGGGGCUCCGGCAGGACGCGGCGGUCUGGUGCAGGGGCAGGGGCAGCGGGAGCCGGAGCAGCGGAGAGGCGGGUGAAGUGUGUGCUGGUGGGGGACGGAGCUGUGGGGAAAACCAGCCUGGUGGUCAGCUACACCACCAACGGGUACCCCACCGAGUACGUGCCCACGGCGUUUGACAACUUCUCAGCGGUGGUAUCAGUGGACGGGCAGCCAGUCAAACUACAACUCUGUGACACAGCCGGACAGGAUGAGUUUGACAAGCUGCGGCCUCUGUGUUACACCAGUGCAGAUGUGUUCCUGCUGUGCUUCAGCGUCGUCAGUCCUGCUUCCUUCCAGAACGUUCCUGAAAAGUGGGUUCCAGAGAUCCGCAGACAUGCACCCUUCGCGCCUCUGGUCCUAGUUGGGACACAGUGUGACCUCCGAGAAGAUGUCAAGGUUCUCAUUGACCUGGCUAAGUACCGGGAGCGACCUGUGGACCCAGCAGAUGCCCGGGACUGUGCGAUGGAGAUCGGCGCUGUGGCCUACAUGGAGUGCUCUUCCCUGACCCAAAAAAAUUUAAAGGAAGUGUUUGACACGGCCAUAUUGGCCAGCCUGCAGAAUUACAGCUCCCAUAAGCACUCGAGAGGGAAACAGAAACGACGCAAAAAGCAAAGGCAGACACCGGACAAGAUGAAGAGUCUGUCUAAGUCAUGGUGGAAAAGGUACUGCUGCGUGGCCUAGAGCAGACCUGCGAUGGGUUUGUGUCUUAGACUCCGAUGUUAACUUUACCCUGGUCUGGAUUCAGCUGGGUUUGGGUUCUUCCUGGACUUGCUCCAAGUUUGGGUUUCUCUCUAAUGGAGCGUGACGUUGAGCAGGACCUCGACUGGACUGUGGCUGGGAACCAAAGUAAGACUGUCACAGAUCUGAAAUGUUUUUGUUUUUUAUUCAAAGAGGGGUUUUAAGUCUUAUCAUGGAUGAGAUUUACUACUGAGCUCUAUCAAAACCUGCUGGGGAAAUACAGCAGUACUGCCGUGUCCUUUUUCUGACCUGGUUUGAAUCUUAGCCUGCCUCCAGUACGAGCCCUCUGCAGGAGAAGGUGCGUCUGCCUCUGCUGGUGUUUAACUGGUAUGGACUGAGACUAUGUCAUGGUGGAUGCGACAAUGUUGCUUAUGAUUAGAGCGGCCCAGAUUUGAACAAGAAACAGUCUCCUCUGUGUCAAACACAUAAAAUGGAAUAAUUUUAGUCUAGUGUUCUGGUGUCCCAACCUAGUAUGGAUAUAUGUGAGCAUGUUGUGUCACCUGGAGAGGAGCUUGACUUACUGGAACUGCAACUAAACAUCAUUUGUCUAACCUGUUUCCAACAUUAAUGAUCAGAAGAACUGCUGACUAAAAUAGUGCUUCCCUGAAAUUAAACUUUGUCCUUAUUAACUUAUGACAAGAUGAAGACAUAUUGGAUUUUCUGACCUAGACAUGAUCACCUGACAUUAUCAUAGUCAGAACUUCGUCAACUCAUCAAGCCCGUGGUUAAUUUUAGAGCUUCUUUUUAUAACUGGGAUCACUGUUGCUCUAAUGAAUGAUUUUAUUAAACAGUCAAUAAUUUUAUCCUGGUCACAACUUACAAAAUCUAAUCUGAAACAUUGAUCAUAGUUUACUUACGUGGUCCUCUAUUUUAGUUUCGAUCUGAGCUAUUUAUGUAAAUAAGUCUGGCUUGGCUCUUAGUGUGGUUUUUCCUCACGUCCCGCUACUGUCAGGCCCAGAAGGAAGCCAGACAGCGAAUACGUUUUUUGUGGCUGAGAAGCACGUCUCAUACUCUGUCUUAUUUGCAACAGAACUAAGAAUGCCAAUGUCUUUGUCCACAAUGAGGGUAAAAAGUGAUCAUUCAUCAUCGUCAUCUAUCCGACAUUAGCACUAUAGGACUCUGCAGUCUGGCUUGCACUUGACCUUAUCAGGCAGUAGAAUAUUUUGCAAUUUUCAUGUUUGUCCUCUCUUUAUUAUCACAUUGUCCCACAAGCCACAACUUUGCUUAGUGCUGUAGCCAAGUGACUUCUGUAGAGAAGGCCUUUUUCACAUGCAAAGAAGGAAUCCAGUCUAAAACAAAACUACCAGGAUCUGAAAUGUUCAUCCUGUCAACCAGUAACUAGCGUCCGCAGGGCAAAAGUUGAAAGGCAGACUAAUACUAAACUGGUUUCAGAUAUUUGUACUGCUUGGUGUGUAUUUGAUUUAUCUUUCUGCACACUUAAACCGCCUUACUGUAAGUGUGAGCACUUAACAGAAUUAGAUCAACCAAUUCUCUUUGCAUGUGUUUGAAUUAACAAAAUGAGCUCGGCUGUUUGUUUCUGCUGGUUUGCCGCGAUAAAAUAACUCAGAACAAACUGGGGAAUAAACAAAGAUGGGUUUUAUUUCUUAGCUUUUCAAUGCAAUUGUGUAUCCAAGACUGUGAAGUUUGAAUUAUGUGAAGUCUUUUCUUAAUAGUUAUGAGUUUGAUUCGUCAUGUUUGACGCUCUGCAUUUGUUCCCUUUACCCAAAAUAUGCUUUAUUACAGAAGUAACCAGUGGUAAUUUAUACCAUUCUGCAUUCAUAAUGCUUUAAUACAACAGAGACAUUUAGUGUCUGUGUGCUCUGAUAGUUCUGUAGCCUGUUUUAUCUUCAAUAGAUUAAGUUCCAUGUGUUUUAAAGCAGAAAUAAAAAGAAAAUGUGUGGAUGUCAAACACUCAGCUGCCACACCUUCCUUUGUACAUUGUAGCUACUAAAACCAGAACAAAAUCCAGUAAUUUACAACCAUUUCUCUACAGUGCCUUCAUCUGAAUGGCUCUUUGUAUUAGAGUCACUGCAGCAGGGAGGAAAAAGGGUGCAACUAGGUUGCAGUCUGUAAAAGAUUCAAAGCAGAUCUGCCAUCAUUUAGUGUGCAACUUGAUUCAUAUUGAUCAGACAUAAAGACAAAAAUAAUUUUCACUCACGCUCUUCAGUCUAACUAUGACCUAAGCACCUGUCUGGAAUACAUCCCGGGACAAGUUAAACCUUUGUCUGACUAGUAACUCAGAGGUUAAAGGACAAGGUUAAAGGUUCAGGGUUAACACCGUCACAACUGUUUCCAUCUCACAACAAUGUUUCAUGUGACAACUAAUAUUCUGCUGCUUUUGUGCUAAGUAAUUCCCACCAGUUAUAAUAACCCAUGUUUCUAAUUAUAUUCCUGACAAAGUCAAACAAAUAAACAAACAGACACAACCCUGCUCUGGAGGGGUUUUAGUCAUUCUUGGGCUAAGAGUUGGGGAUGUCUGAUAGCUGUUAGCUCAGCGUUAAGAAAGCUGUAAACUCUGGGCUAAAAGGCGUCUGAACCCUGGAUUAAGUUUAAGGUGAAAGCCUUGUUAAUGUUGCAAAAGUGAAGCCAACCAGCUUCACUUUUCUAGUGUUUCUCUGCUGGUGUGAAUGGAGUGAGCUGUGGUGUGCCUCAAAAUUUUAUCAACAUGAAUCCCUGUUAAAUGUAAGGCUUAAGUUAAAAGUUAAACUAAACGUUAACUGUCUAGUUGAUGCAAACUGAGACAAGACUGCCACAACAUGCACAUUCAUAGUGGAGGAUUUGUGCGACUCUGUGGAAUAUAUUCACCCAGUUAGUUAACAGCUCCUCUAAACUUUUCUGUUUUGUGCGUCUAAGUUUCCCAAAACACUACAGCUUGAUCUUUGCACUAAAAUUUGGUCCCUUACAGACUUUCCUGCAAAAAUAUCCUUGUGUGUAACCCAAACUGAUCUGCUGUGUUUUCUACUAUCUGGUUUCAAGUUGUAUACUAAUACACGCACACAGUGUUGCUAAAGAGAGAGCUGAAUCUAAAAUGUAUCUCAAGUUGAAAUGUCGAUGUUAGGCCCGUGUAUAAAACUGAGACUCCAGAUUUUAAGACUGGAGCUGUUUGGCAGUUCUCUGCUGAAGAUGUUACGACUGCGACUGAAUGGGUUCACUGUGUCGACGUUUUACUCAUGAUAGCAAAUGCAUUGUUUCUUGCUUGGGGGGAAAAGGCAUAAUAAGUUGCUUGUCUUGCUGUUUGUGUGCAGUCUUAGCUGAUGGUGGAUUUAAGUAGGGUAAAGGUCACACAGACCCUUAUGAUAGCUGGCGUUUCCUCUGUCAGGUCUCAUCAGUUCUACCUGCAUACAUGUAUAACUUAAAGAGAGCACAGUAAGUUUGUCGUCGCAGUGUUUGUUUGCGUGCAGCACGUGGUUUGGCCUGCUUUAUACUGAAAGUCACUGUGUUAGAUUAUUUAGUAUAGUAUAUCAGUUAGUCAUGCUGUGUUACCUUUAAUUUUCUGGCAUGCCUUCACAGAGAGCAAACAUAUUGAUUCAUUGGGGGCCAUGUUUAGCAAGAGCAAAACUAUAUCAAAACAUCUGUUUACAAACUCUCAUACAACUCAUGCAGUAUAAUCCAAGACUCAUUUAUCCAGUCAGAUACUCAGGAGUUCCCAAACACAUUCAUUUUUGCUAAAAAAAAACCCAAACCCAAACAUAGUUUUUGAGUCUGGCUUUGAAGAGAGCAGAUAUGUUUCUCUUUUAGUUCAGUUUUACAUUUUAAGGUUUUAGCGAAAAUGCAUGUGUUUGGGAAGUACUGAGCAUCCAGCUGGAUAAAUGAGACGAGUUGUGUGAAAGUUUGUAAAAACGUGUAGUUUUCCUGUUGUGAAAGGUGGUCCCAUGUCAAUCAAUAAAUGAAUAUGUAUAAGUAAACAGAACUCCCUCUGUACAGCCAGUCCGAAGGAUCAGGUGCUGGUACACAGGAACGUCUCAGAUAGAAUAAUCAACAUAAACCACCGCACACUGAGCUGAAUUACUGUUAUUUUAUUGAGAGCAAACAACGUAUUUCACCCAUGGCUUCUUCAGGUUCGCUCAACAGAAGAUUCUGUUGAGCCAUGGGUGAAACGCGUUGUUCGCUCUCAAUAAAAUCACAGUAAAUCAUUAUGUAUGUCAAGAACGUUUCCCUAAUGCAACGGUUCGUAUAAUAUUCUAUGAAAAAGCUCACAUAACUAUUUAUAUGAUAACGUGAAGUUACGGAGGUUAGGUUUAGGCAAGUAAAGUAACUGUGGUUAGGUUAAGAGAAAAGAAACAUGGUGAGGACAGACCUUAAAAUGUCUCAAAGUUCACACUGGUCUCCUGGGGAAAGUCCUGUGUUUUGUGAGCCGACCUGUCUCCUUACAGGAGCACUUUCUUGUUUACUUCCAUCAGCACAUUGGUCACAUGAUCACAGCUUUCCAAAAUAUGCAGGUUAUACUCAAAUUACUGGCUCUUGAUUACUUGGGAUACGUAUGACUAUUGUUGCAUAACUUUACGUCAGAAACCGUAUGAACACUGCAUGAGAACAGCUUGAUAUACAAAUGGUCAUUUUGAGGGUGAAGUAUUUCUUUAAAGCGAGUCCAUGCUGUCCUCUCUGCCACAAGUGAACAUAGUUUAACAGUAAAACAAGUAGAGAAGAGCCAUAACUUUCUAAUUGAACUUCUAAUUUAGCAAGUAAGGCUGUAGCAGUGAAACUCCUGAGUAUAUUGAAUUAGAAAACGGUGCAUGUCUCCACUUACAACUUCAACUUUUCAUGUGUAAUAAUCUUAUUUAUUUUUAUACAUGUUACAUUGUCUCACUUUAACGUGUUAACUGCUUUGCAGGAGCCAGAGUAGGCUGGUUGAUCCACAGCAGUGUGAGUCCUGUGUGACAGAUGGACGGCUUUGUAAUGUUGAACAGAUGGGUCUCUGAAAGUGAACUAUUGUGUUUAAAGAUGGUCAGAGAAGAGACAUGAACUUGACUGUCCACUAGGCAGACUGAGGAUUGUGCUGGAAAGUCUGUGUUUUGUUGAAGGUUAGACAGAAAAGUUAAUGUCCUGUGUUUGUGACAGGUGCAAAGUCUGGAUGUGGACCGGACAAUAUGACUGCAAUGGCUGACCUCAGUUAUUGUGAUUAAUGUGGUGUUGGAAUUUAUGAUUCAAAAUGAAACGGUUUCUGCGUGUGAAAGGCUCUCGGAUUACUGUAAACAAAUCAGUGUUUGUAGACUUUAAUUCCCACACAUUCCUAAUUAUUGAUUGCACAAGAAUUUCCCAUAAAGCUCAGGGAGUUUAAACAAAAGCAGACCGCCUGGGGAAGCAGACAGAGCGGCUCAUUCUUGAGAUUUCAUUGUUUUAUUGAGGUUGAUACCCCCUGAAGCACACCUGAGCUCACUCACAUGGGGCACCAGCUGAGAGCUUCUCUGAGGAAACCGCCCCACUCAGCCUGUGUGAAACAUCAUUUUUUCUGCAUGUAAAAACAUUGUAACAGCUGCCACAUCCCGCUCACACUGAACUCUCUGUUUAACUGAGGACGUCAGUCGGAGAAAGAAGUGUUUGUACAGAAGUUUUAUACCCUGAGAAAUAAAGAAUAUUGUGUAUAAUA